AUGGGGUUUUUGGGUCAGAGUCAUUUAAAUUUUGAGAUUGAAAAUGGAGUAAAUAAGGGUUGCGAAAAGGGUUUUGAGCAAGAAACAAAUAAAGCUUCCAUUGAGUAUGCUGUCAAAGUCCUGUUACUGGGUCUAGGGGAAGAUAUCAACAGGGAAGGCAUUAGAAAGACACCACUUCGUGUUGCCAAGGCCCUUUGUGAAGGAACCAUAGGUUACAAGCAAAAUGCGAAGGACAUAGUGCAAGGUGCAUUAUUCCCAGAAGCUGGUCUAGACAUUAGUACUGUUGGUCAUGCAGGAGGAGCAGGUGGACUUGUUAUUGUGAGAGAUCUUGACUUUUAUUCCUAUUGUGAGUCUUGCAUGCUGCCAUUCCAAGUGAAGUGUCAUGUGGGUUAUGUUCCUUCUGGCCAAAGAGUUUUGGGUUUAAGCAAGCUCUCUCGUGUGGCUGAAGUAUUUGCAAAGAGACUCCAAGAGCCUCAACGUCUUGCAAAUGAGGUGUGUUUUGCUUUGCAUCAAGGUAUACAACCACAAGGGGUUGCUAUCAUACUUCAGUGUUCACACAUCCACUUUCCAGAUACAGAAUCAAGCAUUCUUGACUCAAGCCAUAAAGGAUGGGUGGAGACACUUGUUUCUUCAGGGUCUGGUGUUUUUGAAAACAAAGAUUCAGACAUGUGGGGUGAUUUCUUUGGCCUUCUUAAGUUUAGAGGUAUUGAUAAGAAUGAAGUUUAUUUUAAGGGUGGCUCAUUAGACCAAUGUUGGUGUCCUUCUUUGUCUUGUCUUUCAUCUAAGGUGGAUUCAUCAAAGAUUGGAGGACUUGACCCUAUUAUGGUCACUGCUGUAUCUUCAAUUCUUGAAUCUUUAGGUGAAAAUCCUACAAGGGAGGAGCUAGUGGGGACUCCUAGUAGAUUUGUGAAAUGGUUGAUGAACUUUCAAUGGAGUAGCAUUGAUAAGAAGCUCAAUGGUUCAAUUUGGGGUGGGGUGGAUUAUUCUCUGAAGACUAAUGGGGAGCUAGGCUUGAACGAUAAAGAAGUAUACUCAGAGGUGAACUUGCCUUUUUGGUCACAAUGUGAGCAUCAUUUACUUCCAUUUCAUGGGGUUGUUCACAUAGGAUACUUCAUUUCAAAAGGGUUUGAUCCCAUUAGAAAAUCACUUUUACAGUCUAUAGUACAUUUUUAUGGUUUUAAGCUACAAGUUCAGGAAAGGCUCACAAGGCAAAUAGCAGAAACCAUUUCACCAUUAUUAGGUGGGAAUGUGAUAGUAGUGGCAGAGGCAAGCCACACAUGUAUGAUUUCUAGGGGAAUUCAGAAGUUUGGAAGUAAUACAGCUACUACUGCUGUAUUAGGACGCUUUUCAACUGAUCUUGAUGCAAAGGCCAAGUUCUUGGAGAGUAUUCCAAGUGUUUCAUCUCUUGAAGGGCCAUGA
Molecule: messenger RNA, 1419 nt
Organism: Abrus precatorius (Indian licorice)
Lineage: Eukaryota; Viridiplantae; Streptophyta; Magnoliopsida; Fabales; Fabaceae
Product: GTP cyclohydrolase 1-like
Exons: 2
Coding region: 1-1419 (472 amino acids)
Biological process (GO): tetrahydrobiopterin biosynthetic process; tetrahydrofolate biosynthetic process
Cellular component (GO): cytoplasm
Molecular function (GO): GTP binding; zinc ion binding; GTP cyclohydrolase I activity
Source: RefSeq, a predicted model, not a curated record